Messenger RNA from Botrytis deweyae, 879 nucleotides. RefSeq lists its product as uncharacterized. The transcript has 2 exons. The record is from RefSeq and is a predicted model, not a curated record. NCBI's taxonomy places the organism in Eukaryota, Fungi, Ascomycota, Leotiomycetes, Helotiales, Sclerotiniaceae. The coding region runs from base 1 to 879 and encodes 292 amino acids.
AUGUCUCAAGGUCCCAAGGUCAACAGAAAUUAUUUCUACCCGCAUGUAGCAGAUCAGCCGUCCUCCAGUUCAAAUCCGUCCAUGACCAACAAACUCCCUGCCUCUCCUGCCACUGUUAAUGCUCCAGGUUCUCAGUACAGCCAGAACUUUCCCCACACAUCCAUGAACCGACAAUCCUCUAUCGCCCCCACAUACUCUACCUAUGCCUCUCCUUCUACUUCUGCUAGCUAUGCCGCAGCUGAAUACGUCAUACCAGAAACAACUCGUUCCAGCCCUGUUCAUGAAACACGCCAUCGUAAAUCCGGUUCCUCAUCGAGACUGUACCAGGACUCAUGCUCUUCAGACACAUGUUCUCAACCAUCCUUACUCUCCACUCCUCCUCCUUUUAACGCGCGACCUACUCAGGAAUGGCUCACUCAAUUGCCGGCUGACAUUUCAGUCAGGUCAACAGCUCAAGACACAAAGCGUGACUCACCCAGUUCCCGUUACCAGGAAGUCUCAAGAACAAGUGACCGCUCGACUUCGGGAUUGAGCUCCCCAGCACCAAUAUCAGUGGGUGGUAGCCCUUCUCGUAUUAAGGGACGUCCACGAGUAAAUGGGUUGUACGUAGGAGAUUACGAUCCGAAGAGGAGGCCCCUCACCUCUAGGGCGGUUCGCAUAAAGGAGACAGCGGAAAAACAGGCAGCGGUAAGACUAUCGGUAGGAAGACAGACAGGGGAGAGCCCGACAGCCGACAGCCGACAGGGAGAAAGCAGAAAGACUAUCGGCAGGAAUACAGACAGCGGAGAGCCCAACAGUCGACAGGGAGAAAGCAGAAAUAAAGACCCCCGAGGAAUGGAAGAAUGGCAGAAUGAGAAGAAAUAUACAGGCUGGAUUUGA